Labeo rohita (rohu) is the source of this 3980-nucleotide messenger RNA. Its product is annotated as myosin-11. The record is from RefSeq and is a predicted model, not a curated record. Gene Ontology annotation, molecular function: protein binding. Bases 25 to 3855 code for a protein of 1276 amino acids. NCBI's taxonomy places the organism in Eukaryota, Metazoa, Chordata, Actinopteri, Cypriniformes, Cyprinidae. The transcript has 42 exons.
GGCCUCCAGAAAGACCUUGAUGAGAUGAAGGUUAAAUGUAGGGAUUCUUAUAAAGUAGCAAAGGACAAUAUUGAUGGUCUUAAAAACCAGCUGGAUGGGCUUUUCAAACAAGUUAGUGCCAUCCAGAGUCCAGCCAAAGAUGUCUUAAACAUUCUCCAGAAAGUCGUCGACCUGCAGGAGCUGGAAGCAAUAAUAAACACUGAGAGAAAUGCCACAAAGAUUGAAAGACUGGACAAGCGUCGAAAGGAAGCUGAGAAAGACUUAGCAGAGAUGAAGAAAGACUUUUCGGGAAGUGUUGAAAUUUUCGACGGGGCAGUUUCAAAGAUAAACAAAGAGAUGUUGAAAAGCGAUAAGGCAACAUCGACACCUCUUAAUGACUUAAAGAAGUACAUGGAAGACAAGCUCAAACAAGGGGAACAAGGCGAUGUUGCAAAACAGGUGCUGCAGAUUGUUAAAUUGCAAAUUGAAGCAAUUGAACUAAUGACACGUAUCUCUGGUAAAUUUAAGAUGCAAGCACAGAUGGAUGCAAUUACAAGCAAAUUGGAAUUCAAAAAUGGCCUCCUAUCAGAUCUGAAAGAGGAACGACAAGAGAGUAGAGGGAAGACACAAAAAAUUGAUAUGCUCAUAGCAGCAAAUGAGAAGGAAAUAUUAGAGCUGAAUGCUGAAUUAUCAGCUCUUAAACAAACAUUUGUUCAGAUUGAUGAACAGGCAAAUGCAUUUGAUGGGAAAAGAACAGAAAUAAUGGACAAAAUUGCCAAACUGAAGGGCAAAGAUGAGCUAAUUUCUAGAAUUCUUAAACUCCAGUUUGAAUUUAUGGAGGCAGUAAUUACUGCACAGGGACAAAUGAAAGCAGACGAAUUUAAGAUAAAUGAUCUCCAGAAAGAGCUUGAAAAGGAACAGGAGAGGGCAUUAUAUCUGGAUGGUGACAACAGAAGUUUACGCAAAAAGCUGUUUAUCCAGGCAGAGCAAUGCAAAGAUGUGAUGGAUCAGUACAAGAAUGCAGAAGCUGAACUAAAUACUCAAAUAAAUAAGGUAACAGAUAAAACCUCAAAGGGAGCUCUCCAGAUUAUUUUGCAAGGCUUUGAAAUAGACCAACUAACGAAGCAAAUUACAGCAUCCCCAUCUAAUGACAAUUUGAAGCGAACACGGGAUGACAAACUCAAAGAACUGAAGCUGAAAAAGGAGGAACUUCAGAAAACUGAUGCUAGCGCUGAAAAAAUUCUUAAAGUGAUAUCGCAGAUGGAGGAAAUCUGGAAGCUACAGACUGAAGAUCCAGGCAACAUAGAUAAAAUCAGCAAGCUGCAGGAGAAUCUCCUGAAGUUGAUUAACGAUUUAGAUGAUAAAAUGGCUUCAAAACCAAUGCUGAAAAUCAUUGCUCUCCAGUCUGGUGUAACCUGGAUAAGGGAAAUGCUGAAAACUGUGACUAAACAGGCUGAGAUCGAGAAAGCUGAGAUCCAAAAGGAACUGGAUGCCAAAAACCGUAAGCUGAAUGAAAAAAACAAAGAGUUGACUGCUGCGACCGAUAACAUCAGUCAGCUAAAGCAAGAUAUUGCUGCUUUGAAGAAAGACAUUUCGGCGUUGGAAAUCCAAAAAGAAACAGCUCAAAACAGUGCAGAGCAGACUAUUAAGGAUCUGCAAAAAAAUCUAAAACAGAGUGUCGAGGCAUUGGAUGAUGCAAAUAAAUCACUAAAAGAGAAGAAUGGCAUCCUAUCACAACAAACUACAAAGAUCAACAAUCUCUUAGACGAAGUGAGAACCUUGAAACAACAAGUGCAAGAAAAAGAAUCACAAUUAAAUUUCAGAAUAGCUGAUCUUGAAAAGAGCCUAGCAUUGAAAGAGGAGGAAAAUGCCGAAAUUCGUGCUGAGAAUGAAGAGCUAAAAGCAAAUUGUAAGAAUACUGCUAAAUGCCCUGAACUCGAGAAAAAAUAUAACGAAAUGCAGGCUGAAUAUAACAAUACAAUUUCUAGGCUGAAAAAUGAAAUUCUUCAGAAGGCUUUUUACAUUAAAAAUCUAAUUGAUGAAAUUCAGUACCUGGAUAAGCAAAUUGCACAAGGAUUCCCAGAACUGCAGGGAGAACUGGAAGAAAAGAAAAUGGAAUUGGCGGAGGCAAAGCAGAAGUUGCAAGCUCAGGGGUCCAUAGCAGCCAAAACUCUGGAUGUACUUGAGUUACUAAGUGACAUAGGGAAGCUCCAAGAAAAUCCAACUGAACAGAAUUCAGAAAGGAUUCGCAAACAGGAAGCUAAAUUAAAUGGUUUGCUGGGUGAGUUGCAAAACUCUGGAGACGCAGGGCUUGGACUGGCCUUGAAAAUAAUGUCUAUAAAGGAAUCAAUGUCCAAACUAAAAGAAGCACAAGAAAAACUUGAAACGAAAUAUACAAAGGAAAUCAAUGGUCUCAAGGAACAAAUAAACAAAAAAGAAAAAGAGAUUUCGCUCUUGCAGGCUACCUGCGACCUGUCCGAGAACCUGAACAAAAAGAUAAAAGAACUAGAAAAGGAGCUUAAGGAAAGCAAACAAAAAAUGAAAGAACUACGACAAGAAUCAGACGAUAAGAUUGCAUCGCUAGACAAACAAAUUAAAUCAAAGGACCAGCAGCUUGCUAACACUGAAAAUCAGCUACAAAAUACAAAUGCUGAAAAUGCUAAUUUGAUCAAAGAGCUAAACAAACUGAAUGAUGACAUAAAAAAAAUCACAGAGGAGAAGUUAAUUGCACUGCAGGGUGCAAACAAACAAAUUGCUGAUUUACAAGAGAAAGUACAAAAACAGGAAGAAAAGCUUGCUAAAAAGGAUCAGGACCUGAAGGAGAAGGAUGAAUCCAUUUCUGCAUUAAAACAGCAAAAGGACGAUAUGAAGGGAGAGCUUGAAAAAGUUAAAAACAAAAACAAAGAUCUAGAGAGAGAGCUUAAAACAAAGGAUCAGCAACUUGCUGACACUGAAGCCAAAUUAAAUGAGACAAAUGAUGAAAAUAAAGCUUUGAUUCAAAAGCAGAAAAAAAUGGAAAAGGACCUACAAAAAGUUACAGAGGAGAAAAAAGAAUUACAGAAAGACAUUACUGAUUUAGAAAAUACACUGGAAACAAAAAAACAAGAACUUCAUAAGACGGACCAGAAACUCAAGGAAAAGGAAAAAGAAGUUGCUACACUGCAAAAGGAAAAUGCUGAUAAGAAGUCUGAGCUUAAAGAAAAGGAAGAUAAAUUACAAGAUGUGAUCACUGAGAAAAAGAAACUUCAAGAAAACCUGGAUGAGGCCAAACAAAAACUGAAGGAACUUGAGAAAAAUAUAACUGAAACAAAUGAACGUCCUACCAGUGAAUGGCCGACGUUCGAUGCAAAAACUGCCCACCGCAGACUCAUCUUGUCGCAGAACGAGAGAGAGGCGCGUACCUCAUUACUCCCUCAGUCUGUACCUGACAAUCCUGAGCGCUACGACACAGCUAUUGCAGCUCUGGGAAAAAUUGGAUAUGAUUCUGAAAAGCAUUACUGGGAAAUAGGGGUGACUGGAAGAAACUGUUAUGUUGUUGGUGCAGCCAAGGCGUCCGCUCAGAGAAAGGGUAUUUUGAAAUAUGGCCCUGCAGCUGGCUAUUGGGUCAUUCAGAAGAGUAGAGGUUCAAAACUUUUUGCCAUUGCUGACAGUCAGCUUCAACUAAACACUGAUGCACCUUCUAUAAUUGGGGUCCAGUUGGAUUUUAAAAACAAUCAGGUCACUUUUUAUAAUGCAGAAAGGAGGUUUAAAAUAUAUAGCUUUGAUGGCAAUCAGCUGCAGGGGAAAAUCUAUCCAUAUGUUGAAAGCUGCAGUGGUAAUGAUGAGCCUCCAUUCAUCUUAAGGCAACCUCAGUCCACCGAUUGGCUCAAGCAGUGAUCUCCAUGUAAUAGGAGUCUGUUUUUGUAUCCAAAGAAAAUGCUUUCUGCUUUGAUAUUUUGACUUGUUACUACUAUCAACUGCAUGCUUGAAUGGCAUCUUUCAUUUAAAUAAAUGAUCUAUAU